This is a messenger RNA of Apodemus sylvaticus (European woodmouse), 1286 nucleotides long. It is a transcript of the gene Shld1, whose product is annotated as shieldin complex subunit 1. Lineage: Eukaryota; Metazoa; Chordata; Mammalia; Rodentia; Muridae. The transcript has 4 exons. Bases 223 to 858 code for a protein of 211 amino acids. Gene Ontology annotation, cellular component: site of double-strand break. The record is from RefSeq and is a predicted model, not a curated record. Gene Ontology annotation, biological process: positive regulation of double-strand break repair via nonhomologous end joining; positive regulation of isotype switching; negative regulation of double-strand break repair via homologous recombination.
CCGACGCUUCCGGUUCCGGGCUCGUGCGGACAGCGGCACAACACUGACUGGCCAUGGAAAGUGGAGACAUUCCCAUUUUGCUCCCGAGUUCAAGAUGAAAGCAUUUAGCUGGCCUCACUGAGCAUCUGUACAAUGGGUUUUCAAAACCACUCUUUAUGUGGUUGAAGAAGACUUUUCCUAGCUUGUUGAGUAAUCAAGAAACGAUAUUUGUCAAGACUCUGCAUGUGUCUGUGGCCUAUGGAAUCCCAUGCAGCCACACCCAGCAGCCUGUCCGGAGAGAGCUGUACCUUGGAUCUCCCAGUGUGUGACCCUGGAGGUUAUGAAGCAUCCCAGAGAGCCAGCCAGGGAGGCGCCAGCAGCUCUCUGAGUUCUCUGGAAGCCCAUCCUCUCCCUUCUUCCUUGACUUCUGAUCCAGAUAGCAGUUCUCUAAAUACUGAGCAAAAAGGCUCCUGGAACUCUGAGAACUUCUGGCUUGAUCCGUCCUCGAAAGGCCAAUUGGAGCCCAACGAAGAGGAGGAUGGACUUCGGAAAUCCCUGGAUAGAUUCUAUGAAGCAUUUGCCCAUCCACCGCCAGGCUCUGGGGAUCCACUUUCUGCAUCUGUGUGUCAGUGCCUGUCUCAGACAAUCUCUGAGAUCGAGGGACACGAGAGCCAAAGGUAUGCUCUCCGGAGUUUCCAGAUGGCCCGGGCCAUCUUCCACAGGGAUGGCUGUUCUAUUUUACAGCAGCAUUCCAGGGAAACCCGCUUCUACCCGCUAAAGCAAGAAGGCAGCCCUAUGGGUAAUGAAGAGCCUUCCCCAGGACUGUCAAGAGAGGUCAUUCGUUUCCUCUUGGAGCAGACUGUAAUGAAAGACUCAUAGCUGGUGUAUGUGAAAGCAGGCAGUGCUGGAGAGGAAGUGCUGUCACCUAGUCCCUAGAGUCUAUGGAUGUAUGGCAGGGGAGGGGUUCUCUGGCAUCUUUCUGUUUCCAGCCAUUAGCCAUAAGCUUUGCGGGUAGAGGCUAGCAUCAGCAAUCUGAUGAUGGAGCCAGUAAGCAUCUUGGUGUGCUACCUCCUACUUACCUUGGUACCUUAGUACCAAGGCUGAUACUGACUCAUUGAGGGUUGAGUCCUAGCCCAGCUUCUUGCCUUAGUCUGUGCUCCUGAGUGCUGUCCUGGAGACCUGGUCAGAGCUGGGACUUUGGCAGGAAAUUACUUCUCUGCUUGGCUUCAUUCCUUCCCCCAGGGAAGGAAUUCAUUCACCUACUGGUGUCUCUAGGACCUUUUCUUAAUAAACUUCUUACAUCUGUA